UCGCUGCCCUCUGUGUCUCCUGUGACCCCAGGAAGUGAGAGGAGCGGUGCUGCAGCCAGCACAGUGCUGGAUCAGUGAGAGGAGUCAGAUAAGUGUUUAGCGAUGAGCAGGGGCAGACUGACAACUCAUGGGGCCCCCAGGCAAUAGGGGAUCAUGAGGCCCCUGUGUCCUUGCCCAAACUCAAAAAAGCCUAUGAAAAAGGUACCAGGGGCAUUUUAUGGGGCCCCCUACUGACCCUGGGCCCUCAGGCAGUGCCCGAGUUUCCAAAUGGUCAGUCCGCCCCUGCCGACAGUUUAUUUUGUAUUUACACUUUUCAGUAAAGGUAGGUCACAUCAGGACACAGUCCUUGUCUUACACCAGAGUUUCAGUUGUUUUAGUCAGAAAGCUGUGUAAUUUACCUCUUGUUGUA
Messenger RNA from Staurois parvus, 409 nucleotides. The record is from the annotation of a GenBank genome assembly. NCBI's taxonomy places the organism in Eukaryota, Metazoa, Chordata, Amphibia, Anura, Ranidae.